AUGGCAACUGCGCUGAUUCACGCCGAGUUCGGAAAGGACUGCGACCUGUACGCAGCUUUGGGCGUGGAACGCUUGGCCAAUGACAAGGAGAUUACUCGGGCCUAUCGCAAGCUCGCGCUAAAAUAUCACCCUGACAAGCAGCGCGGCGAUGGGGCUUCGCGUGCCAAGGCGACGUCCAAGUUUCAGGCCAUCUGUGCCAUUCACUCGAUCCUGAGCGACAAAGAGGCACGCGCAGUAUACGACGAGUCGGGCAUCAUCCUAUCGGACGACCACGACGACAAGUCCCCGUCUUUCCAAAUGUGGUCGCAGUACUUCGCUCGGGUGUUCCCCAAGGUCACCAAGGAGGACAUCGCCAGGUUUGAGGGUGAGUACCGCCACUCAGACGAGGAAAAGCGCAACGUACUGGCCGCCUACACCAAGUACGAGGGAAAGAUGCAGCAUAUUAUGGACACAAUCAUGCUGUCCACAGACGAAGACGAAGAGCGUUUUGCUGAAAUGAUCCAGAAAGCUAUCAACGACAAGGAGGUAAGGAACUUCCCGACGUGGCAUGAGUACGCCAUGCAUCAUUCCAAGAAAAAGAGAAAGAAAGAGACCUCCGCGGAACAGAAGCGCAAACAAGCAAAGCGCGAGAUAGAGGCACAGGAGGCUGAAGAGCUCUUCAACAAGAUUCGUGGCAACCAGCACAAGCGCGGCGAGGGGCUAGAAAGUGCAGCGCUCAGUACUGAAAGAAAUCGUGGGUUUGAGUCAUUGCUGGGCAGCUUGGAGGCUAAAUACGCUGAAAAGGGCAAGAAGACGAAGCGUAAGGUUGCGCCACGGGGCUCUGGCGAGCCCAGCGAGGAGGAAUUUAUUGCGGCUCAGAAGAGACUUAAGCGCAGUAAGAAGAAAUAGUCCAAUGGGGUUCGAGGUAUGUAGCUUCAGAAAUGACAUGCACACUGAUGUA
Molecule: messenger RNA, 940 nt
Organism: Phytophthora infestans T30-4
Lineage: Eukaryota; Oomycota; Peronosporomycetes; Peronosporales; Peronosporaceae
Exons: 4
Coding region: 1-888 (295 amino acids)
Cellular component (GO): nucleus; cytoplasm
Molecular function (GO): heat shock protein binding
Source: RefSeq, a predicted model, not a curated record